Spirodela intermedia is the source of this 1503-nucleotide messenger RNA. Lineage: Eukaryota; Viridiplantae; Streptophyta; Magnoliopsida; Alismatales; Araceae. The record is from the annotation of a GenBank genome assembly.
AUGUCUCGGGGGGGAACCCUAGUCGAAGAAGAAGAGGAGGUGGAGAUGCUGGUCACCCUCUCCGGCGACGGCGCCAUCGUCCGCCGCAGCGGUCGCUUCCUCCGACCGCGGGCCACCUCCUUGUACGAGGCGGCGGCGGUGCCGUUCGUCCCCCUUUUGCGGGAGAUCCUCUCCCAGGAACUCCUCCUCGAAUGGCCUCCUAAGGUCCUCUUCCGCGGGUGGCGGCUGCCGCAGGCGAAAUGGGGCCAGUGGGUGGAGAAGCUCAAACCGAUCUACCGCAACCUGUGGAAGAAGGCGAGGAUCUACGACGCGAUCAUGGCCUCCGUCUGUGGGAUCCGCAGGGAUAGCGCCGCCAUCUUCGCUCUGCUGGAGUGUUGGUGCCCGGAGACCAGCACCUUCGUGCUGCCGUGGGGGGAGGUGACCCUCACCUUGGAGGACGUGACGGUCCUCGGGGGGUUCCCCGUUCAGGGGGAGCCUGUGAGGGUGGGAGCUCUGAGCAGAGACGAGGAGGAGAUCCUCGGGAAGAUGGUGGAGGAGCACAAGGGCUUCCGCCGGAGAAGCGCCAAGAAGGCCUUCCACUACGACUGGAUGAACUUCUACAUGGCGGGGGCGACCGGCGGCGCCGCGGGGGACCAGGCCGAGCAUCUGGCGUUCCUCUCGCUGUGGCUGUCGAGGUACGUCUUCCCUUCCCGGCCCUACGACACCGUCGCGCGGCGGGUCUUCCCAAUUGCCGUGAGGUUGGCGCAGGGGAGGAAGGUUGCCCUCGCUCCGGCGGUCCUAGCUGCCAUAUACCGCGACCUGAGGGAGCUCAAGCAGCACGCUGUCAGCGGCGCCGCCACCGGCCCCGCAGUGUCGUGGGCGCCGUUGCAGGUGCUGCAGCUGUGGGUGUGGGAGCGGUUCAUCUCCCUGCGGCCGGAGCAGCGCCCCCAUUUUCUCCACUGGGACGAGCCCCGCGCCGCCCGCUGGCACUGCCUGGACCAGAAGUCGAAGCUCACCCUCGUCCGGUCGGUACUCGAGUCACCGGAUGAGUUCCAGUGGCGGCCCUACACCACCAACCUCGACGACUGGGGCCACCCCUCCUUCUACAAGGACGGUGGCGAGUGGGCCGUCGUCGGCAGCGGCCCCGCCAUGGACGAUGGCGACGGCAUCUCCCUCUUCGCCCGCUUCCUCCGCCCCUGCGAGCUGGUGGGGCUAGACUGCAUCGAACCCUAUUCUCCCCAGCGGGUGGCCAUGCAGUUCGGGUUGGACCAGGACCUCCCCGGCCGCCUCCCCCGCACUGACACGACAUGGGAGCUCGCGUGGAAGACCUACGAUGGUGGCGCCAUGGAGGAACUCGAGGUCUACGCUCCUCCCAGAUUGCUGGAAUCCGACGUUACCCGCAGGUUCUACGACUGGCAGAGGCACUGCGCUGUGGCCCGCAGUGAAGCUUGGAGGAGUGCUCUGUUUCAGCAGAAGCGGCUAUGGCAGAUGAAGCAGGAGGAGCUCUUCGAUGUGAACCGGUGA